Molecule: messenger RNA, 1389 nt
Organism: Mytilus californianus (California mussel)
Lineage: Eukaryota; Metazoa; Mollusca; Bivalvia; Mytilida; Mytilidae
Exons: 5
Coding region: 619-1305 (228 amino acids)
Source: RefSeq, a predicted model, not a curated record
UCUAUGCAAGAACACAACAGAAAAUGCUCCUGUAGAAUCCACCAGAUUAGAGCAAGACAGUGAGCAACGUUCCACACUGACAGGAUAUGGUACCUUCAAUAUCUCCUUGAUUAGCAGAAAAUCAAACUCUAUAAAUUCCACAUUCACAGAAGUACCUUCAGCUACGAGCAAUCCAACAAAUCUUCCCCAUGCAUCGCCAGUUAAUACACCACACAGAAGUGGUUUAUUACGAGUGCCAAGACGUAUUCUGUCGCCAUUGUCACCUAAAAGGACAUAUAACGUUGUAAGUGUGGCACCAGAACAGUCAUUAAUGCAGCCACCAACAUAUAAUACAACGAGAAUACUCAGCCCUUCACUGCCCGAUGCACCUCAGACACAUUCAAACAGAACAACCAGUGUGCAUCCUCUAUCGCCCUUACCACUUGAUGCGUCAUUUGACUUUACCCAUCACCAAGAUGAAAAUGACGACCAGGAGAUUGUUGAAAAUUCCAUACAAGAGCCGGAGUUGCCUGACACAAUUUUACCAGAUGGUUCACCUACAUUUUCUAUAAUAGAAAAGGGGACACAAAGAAGUAAUUUAAAACUGGUUAGCAUGACGGUUACGAAUACACAAAGAAGAUGUCUAAAGGCAAUUUCACCUACUGGAGAUGCAUCAAACGAUCAAAAGGCAGUAAUUGUCCCGCUACUGUGUCACAGAAGGGAGAAAAUUUUAAAAGAAACCCUAAACCCCACAUACACCCAGCAGAUAAGGGGGCUUUGAAAAAAGUUCUAGUUCAUAAAGAGGUAAAACAGACAGCACUCCAAGACAUCCAUAAACCUGCAGGUCGUAUUGUGGAUGAUGCUAUGCUUCGCCAUAUAGAACCAGAAGAUCAUCAGCUGCCAAAUCAAAACAACCUAAAAAGAACUGCAAACCGUGUCCGAGAAGAACUUAGGCCAGAUGAACCAACCUCAUUGUUUUUCGAGCUCGAUACAGAUUACCUCCAGUGUGACAACAUUUUGAUUGAGGACAUCAGAGUAGACGACCAGCGUCACUUAGUAUUUUCAACGCCCGGGCAGUUACAGCUUUUGAAAUAUGCAAAGAAAUGGUUUUGUGAUGGAACCUUUAAAAUAACGAAAGACCCAUUCACUCAGCUAUGGUCCAUCCACGCCUUCAUUAAAAAGGGAGACAGUUUGAAGCAGGUUCCACUGGUCUUCAUGCUCAUGUCUCGAAAGAAGACAAAAGAUUACAAACCUGUAAGUUUCAUAAUCGUCAUUUUUUUUUGUUAUCGACUUCAAGUUUUUCUGAUGCGUCAAUGUGACGUUUAACCAUUUUAAAUUUGAAAGUUGAAGGUUAAAUUAAAAACAUGUACACUUUACAUGUAUAGAAUGUUUUGUAUAUCUUUCGUUGUA